AUGAGAAUACACACUGGCGAGAAGAAACACAAUUGUGAAGUGUGUGAUAAAACAUUUUCUCAACAACAUACUCUGAAAAAUCACAUGGCAAUACACACUGGCGAGAAGAAUCAUCGUUGUGAAAUUUGUGAUAAAACAUUUUCUAGUCGAUGUUCACUGACGAGACAUAUAAGAAUACACACUGGCGAGAAGACUCAUAAAUGUGGAGUGUGUGAUAAAGCUUUUUCUACACGAGGCAAUCUUAUCACACAUUUGAGAAUACACACUGGCGAGAAGAAGCAUAAAUGUGAAGUGUGUGAUAAAGCAUUUUCUGACCAAAGUAAUCUUGUCAGGCAUAUGACAAUACAUACUGGCGAGAAGAAACAUGAAUGUGAAUUGUGUGAUUAA
Messenger RNA from Ruditapes philippinarum (Manila clam), 387 nucleotides. Its product is annotated as protein krueppel-like. The record is from RefSeq and is a predicted model, not a curated record. Gene Ontology annotation, biological process: regulation of DNA-templated transcription. Gene Ontology annotation, molecular function: DNA-binding transcription factor activity, RNA polymerase II-specific; RNA polymerase II cis-regulatory region sequence-specific DNA binding. The transcript has a single exon. Bases 1 to 387 code for a protein of 128 amino acids. Lineage: Eukaryota; Metazoa; Mollusca; Bivalvia; Venerida; Veneridae.